AUGACGGAUCAACAUCAUGAAGAGGAAGAACACGAUCGACAUGACGAAGAGGAAGUUACCUUCCUGGAAAAUAGCAUGGACAUUUCUGACCAAAUUGGAAGGGCGUUGGAGAAAUACACUCCACUUUUACUCAAAAGGCUAAACCAAACAAUGGAAGGGGCUAUGAAUGAUCAUAUAGCCCAGAUGAUUAGAGAGGAGGUGGCUCUAAAUGUUCAACGGGAAUUUGAAAAGAUAGAUGGAAACGGGAAGGGUAAGAAGGACAAUGAAGAUGAGGAGGUGGAAGUGAGGGGGGAGAAGUUCCACAAGAAGAAGUUCUCUUUUAAGGAUUUUGAUGUGUGUCACCCUCCUGAAUAUCAUGGUGACCGCAACCCCAUUGUUUGUACCAGAUGGGUGUCGGAGAUUGAAGGGUCUUUUUGCACCAGUCAAUGCCCUGAAGAUCUUAAAGUGGUGUAUGCUGUGAGCAUGUUGAGGGAUAAAGCUAAGAGAUGGUGGGACAAUUUAUUGUUGGUGAAGAAGGGAGCACUUGAUAACGUGGAUUGGCCUGAGUUCAAGGUCAUGUUCUAUAAAGAAUUUAGAUCAGAGGCGGAGGUGACUAGGUUGAGGAGUGAAUUCCUCAAUGAUUCUCAAGGAACCCUUAGUUUGAUGGAGUUUCGUGCCCAAUUUCUUGAUAAGGCACAAUUCUGUCCCGAGUUCUUAGAGAAUGAGCAAUUGAUGAAGGAGCAGUUUUAUAUGAAGUUGAAGAAGAGUUUGAGGGAGAGGAUUAGUUUACGUCAAAUGGAGUCUUUCUCCAUGUUGUGUGAUGUGGCUCGAGAUUACGAGAUCGAGCAAACUAAAGUUGAUGAGAAUGAGGUGAAGAGAAAGUAUGAUGGGGAUAAUUCACCGAAUAAAAGGUUUAAACAAGAUGGUGCUUCCGGUAGUAAUACCUUUGGAAGAAAUGCUCCCUUUUGCAAAACUUGCAAGAGAAAUCAUCAUGGCUCGAGUAGGGAGAAAGCUUGUUACAACUGUGGGAAGACGGGCCAUGUGAGUUGA
Erigeron canadensis is the source of this 1029-nucleotide messenger RNA. RefSeq lists its product as uncharacterized. The coding region runs from base 1 to 1029 and encodes 342 amino acids. Lineage: Eukaryota; Viridiplantae; Streptophyta; Magnoliopsida; Asterales; Asteraceae. The transcript has a single exon. The record is from RefSeq and is a predicted model, not a curated record.